AUGGUGAUGUCCUCCUUUUUCAAACUCACUCUCAUCCUUAUCAUCACCUCCACCCCAACCUCCUACGGUGAAACCGCCAUAACCACCGCCACUUGCACCGCUAUCCACCAGCAAAACUCCCCAAUCUCCAAAUGCAAUUACGUAAAAACAAACACCGGGUGUGUCCCAAAAGGAUACAUCAACUACCUACAAAUUUUCUACUGUAAUUUUUCACAGUUUCCUCAACUGGGUUUCAUCUUUCUACUUCUAUGGCUCGUUGUUCUGUUCUAUAUUCUGAGCAACACAGCGUCGGAAUACUUCUGCCCUGCAGUCGAACACUUGUCCAAAACACUCAACCUCUCUCCGGCAAUCGCGGGAACCACUUUGCUUCCAUUAGGAAACGGAUCAACAGAUGUCUUCUCCAGCAUAAUCGCCUUCACCACAUCCACCGACGGCGGAGAUAUCGGGCUUAACAGCAUAUUAGGUGGGGCGAUUUUCGUUUCCACCGUCGUCGUCGGAGUUCUCAGCCUAUUAAUCACAUACCGUCGGAGAAUCGUCAUCGUUGAUAAACCCAAUUUCAUCCGGGACGUUGUGUUUCUUCUCUUCACACUCUCUAAUCUCUUCAUAAUCAUCAUCAUCGGAAAAAUCACCUUUUGGUCAUCACUUUUUUUCGUUUCCACUUACAUAAUUUACAUCUUAUUAGUUUCUUACAUGCAUUUCAACACCAUGAAAAAACACAAGACAGUCAUUGAUGUUGCUGAUAAGGAUGAUCAGAUUCAGAGCACAAGAGUACCAUUAUUCGGUUCUGUCGUCGACGAAGAAAAUGUUAUACAUCCUGCAGAAAAGCCUGUACAUUUUGAAGAACAAGUUGUACCCGAUGACCCAAAAAGAUGGAUAGUCACAUUUUUCUAUGUAAUCAACAUGCCAAUUUACAUACCCAGAAGGCUUACAAUACCAGUGAUAACAAAAGAGAAAUGGUCCAAACCCUUUCUUGUGAUUUCUGUCGCAUUAGCGCCAUUAAUGGUAGCUCUAAUCUGGAACACACAAUAUGGGAAACUAGGGUUAAAAUCUAGCAUGGUGAUAUACUUUGUUGUGGGGUCAAUUGGGAUAGCUUUAGGGACUUGUACAUUUGCCUUCACAAGUAGUACAGCGCCACCACAAAAGUGUAUAGUUCUUUGGUAUGCACUAGGGUUUCUAAUGAGUGUCACUUGGACAUACAUAACUGCUGAUGAAUUAGUCUCUUUGUUAGAAUCCCUAGGGAGCAUAAUUGGAAUGAGCCCUUCAAUUAUAGGGCUCACUAUCCUAGCUUGGGGGAACUCAAUUGGAGACCUAACAUCCAAUGUGGCUAUGGCUGUUUAUGGUGGGGCCCAUGGGACUCAGAUUGCCAUGUCAGGGUGUUAUGCUGGACCUUUGUUUAAUGUUCUCAUUGGAUUAGGGUUUUCGUUUGUUUUUGUAUCAUGGUCGAAUUAUCCUGCUUCUUAUGUCAUUCCUGAAGACCCUAAUCUGUGUGAAACUAUCGGGUUUUUGAGUGUUGGAUUGCUUUGGGCUCUUGUGAUUUUGCCCAAAAGAGAUAUGCGACUUGAUUAUACACUCGGAGGUGGACUUUUGGUGAUAUACUUUUGCUUUUUAUUCAUAAAGCUUGCGAGGGCUCUUGGAUUGUUGGGUGCUUAA
Messenger RNA from Lactuca saligna, 1650 nucleotides. The record is from the annotation of a GenBank genome assembly. NCBI's taxonomy places the organism in Eukaryota, Viridiplantae, Streptophyta, Magnoliopsida, Asterales, Asteraceae.